GUGUAUUUCAGGCACGCGGCAGCGCCAUCUGCGCUGGGACCCCAGCCCCGGCUCCGCCCGGCUUCCCCAGCUCCAGUUUGGGCCUUUCCCGCCCAAAUCCACUGCCGAGUGCGGCCGAGGUCCGGUCUCCCGCGGAGCGAAAUAAUUCAAACCUUCUGCGAAAGGAUUUCCCCCUCCAGGGCCUGCGGCCCUAAGCCUCGCAGCCACGGCGCUCCGGAAGUCUUAAGAAGGUGGCGGCGUACGCGGGUGGGCACACAAAGCAGGCACACUCAAGAACAUGCAGGCGGAUCUGCUCUCCGCGCACAUGUGCACACGUGUCAGGAUCGCGGGUCCCGCGCACCCAUCUGCACAAUCCCUAGUGAAAGGAGACAGGAAAAGCCCGUGCAGUGCCUCAGGGCUCGCUCUUCUCUCGAAUGACCGAGAUCAACUGUUGACGAGAAUUAAUCUGCCAGUUUUAUGGCUUGUUUGCUCAGAGUAAAACCCAAGAUUUUAAUCCUGACAUCACCCCUCCACCCACCCCACGCCCCAAUAGGGAAACACGGGGUCAAAACGGAGGAAGUGCCUCUUCAUUGAAGUUUAAGUAAUGGAGAAAGAGCGUUGAGUUUGAAGCCAGUGGGGAGAGUGCACUUGUGCGGGGCAAGAACUAGCCAGGGCACAGGUCGGGGCGCAGACUGUGGGGCAAGGGUAAUGGGGUGCGCAGGGUGAGAAGCCAAGGUGUGUGCCUGAGGGAGAGUCCGGGGCGAGGAACACUGGUUCCUCAGUGGUGCGUGCGCCCCUACGCCAGUGCAGGCCUCGGAAGGUGCCGGGCCUGGAAACGAGGAUGAGCCAAGUGGGGUGCCUGCUGGACAUGCGCAAGGCUCUCGCUUGCCGAGUGGAAAUGGCCUUCCGCGGUGGCCGCCUGUUUGAUUCCGAGCAAAGCACUGGUUCAGACUCUGAGGUGCUCACUGAGCGUACUUCCUGCUCCUUUGACACUCACACUGACUUGGGCCCUGGUGCUGCAGGCCCUGUGCCUGCAGCCAUGUCUUCCAUGGAAGAGAUUCAGGUGGAGCUGCAGUGUGCUGACCUCUGGAAGAGGUUCCAUGAUAUUGGAACUGAGAUGAUUAUCACCAAAGCAGGCAGGAGGAUGUUUCCUGCCAUGAGAGUGAAAAUCACUGGCCUGGAUCCACACCAGCAGUAUUACAUAGCAAUGGACAUUGUGCCUGUGGACAAUAAAAGAUACAGAUAUGUGUACCACAGCUCCAAGUGGAUGGUGGCUGGCAACGCGGACUCCCCUGUGCCCCCAAGAGUUUAUAUACACCCUGAUUCUCUAGCUUCUGGAGACACUUGGAUGAGACAGGUGGUCAGUUUCGACAAACUCAAGCUGACCAACAAUGAGUUGGAUGAUCAAGGACAUAUCAUUCUGCACUCUAUGCACAAAUACCAGCCUCGGGUUCACGUGAUCCGCAAGGAUUUCAGCAGUGACCUGUCGCCCACCAAACCUGUCCCUGUUGGGGAUGGCGUGAAAACAUUCAACUUCCCUGAGACAGUGUUUACCACAGUCACAGCCUACCAGAACCAGCAGAUCACCAGAUUAAAAAUUGAUCGAAACCCUUUUGCUAAAGGAUUCAGAGAUUCUGGAAGAAACAGAACUGGCCUGGAAGCCAUUAUGGAGACUUAUGCAUUCUGGAGACCCCCUGUGCGCACACUCACCUUUGAGGAUUUCACCACCAUGCAAAAGCAGCAAGGGGGCAGCACAGGCACUUCCCCGACCACCUCCAGCACCGGGACACCAUCCCCUUCAGCUUCCUCUCACCUUCUGUCUCCAUCCUGUUCUCCUCCAACAUUUCAUCUGGCCCCCAACACUUUCAACGUGGGCUGUCGAGAGAGCCAGCUGUGCAAUCUCAACCUCUCUGAUUAUCCGCCCUGUGCCCGAAGCAACAUGGCUGCCUUGCAGAGCUACCCAGGGCUGAGUGACAGUGGCUACAACAGGCUUCAGAGUGGCACUGCUUCAGCCACUCAGCCCUCCGAAACCUUCAUGCCUCAGAGGACUCCAUCCCUGAUCUCAGGAAUACCGACUCCUCCCUCGUUGCCUAGCAACGGCAAGAUGGAAGCCUACGGUGGCCAGCUGGGGUCCUUCCCCACCUCCCAGUUCCAGUACGUCAUGCAGGCCGGCAACGCAGCCUCCAGCUCCUCUUCCCCACACAUGUUCGGGGGCAGCCACAUGCAGCAGAGCUCCUACAACGCCUUCUCUCUCCACAACCCUUACAAUCUCUAUGGAUACAAUUUCCCCACUUCUCCCAGGCUAGCUGCAAGCCCAGAAAAACUGAGCGCCUCUCAAAGCACUUUACUCUGUUCUUCUCCUUCCAAUGGGGCCUUUGGAGAGAGGCAGUACCUACCCACGGGGAUGGAGCACAGCAUGCACAUGAUUAGCCCUUCGCCCAAUAACCAGCAGGCGACUAACACCUGUGACGGCCGGCAGUAUGGGGCGGUCCCGGGCUCCUCCUCCCAGAUGUCCGUGCACAUGGUUUAAGGGCCAGCCCAGAGUCUCCAUGGGCAGGUCCUCCUCUUUGGGAGCCCAAGCCUUUGAAGAACGGGAACUGUGUUUUGUUUUGUUUUCUGGAGGAGGAAAGCACAUACCCAACCAAGAACAGCAAAAGACGUUUAAGCCACUGAAGGAUACUUGCAGUGGUAUCAUCUCUGACUCGGUGGCCAUUCCCCUGCCUUCCCAAACCUUAGUUUUAUAAAGCAUUGUCUACUCCAGAGUGGCCUUUGAAGAAACUGAAUAAUCAUUUUAUAAUAAUGUUAAGGGAGAUGCUAGCAUGUAGCAGCCAUGAAAAUUUACCCCCACACAAAUACAGACCUACCUAUACAUGAUACAUACAUACAUACGUGCAUGCAUGCAUACACACACAUAUAUAUCCACACAUAGACUCUUACACACACCAACAUACACGCACACUGACUCGGAAGUGGGUGAACUCUGGAGGGGGGGCCCAGAUGGGUGCUUUCACCAAGAAUUGGUCUAUGUACAACACUAGAUGGACUGGGCCAGCAGUAGCUGUCAACCUUUCUCCCCCACAGCCUACCCUGUUUCUGGAAUGAACCACGUAUCCUGGAGUCCCUUUCCAUCCACGAGCGUAGACAGACGUCAGCACUACAACUGGACUGGGCUUCCUGAACAAGAUUGCUUUUGAACUUUGGCUCCCGGGCUCAGUGUGCUGUCGCUGACGUUCCCAGCGGUGCCUGGGGAAAGAGUUAGAGCUUAGAGCAGCUGAAGGAGAAAGGAGGAGAAGGAGGAAUGAGCAAGAGACAGGCGGUGAGCAAGACUGAGAGAGAGGAAGUAUGAGCAAUGGUGGAAGUUUUAACGCACCAAGGAAAUUGGUUUUGGUUUGUUUCCUGCCCUCCCCCUUACAGGUUAUAGAAAGAAUUGUGGCAUUACUAAGGAAGAAGCCUCUCUGGGACACUGCAGAGUCAAGGUGCUGGUGACAGGGACCCGGGCAAGGAAUGCACUUCGAUCCCACAGCUCUGAGCACCGUGAUCUAGAAGAGGGGUACCCUGCAAGAGGGAGGGCCGAUUCCAGAGCACACAGCCUGGCAGGGAGGGGGAACAGAAGGAAUGUGAAGAAGGAAGGGUGUUAUAAUCCCAACAGAUGAUACCAAGAGCAGAGGCGACAAAUAGAGGCCUGACCUUUCAUAUGCCACAUCCAGACACCUGACCUGGAUUGGCUGCCCUGUAGCCCCUGUGGCAGGAGAAAUCCGGGCACGUGCCAGGGAAUAGCAGAUGGGCCUUCUACAUCCUUCCACCUGCCCUUAGAUCUCCAUUUUUAUCAAAUAGUUUAUUGCAUUUUGAAGUUUGGGUUUUUUUUUUUUUUCCUUAUCUUUCCCUUCCCCUUCAGAUCCUUUAAUGUUAAGAAAACAAGUGAAGUUUGGUGCAAGCUAAACUUUUUAAGUGGUGUGGAAAUGCAAAUAAUACCAAGUAAAAUAAUGCAGAUAUUAUUAAGAUUUUUUGGUUUUGAGGUGUUGUAGAUAAAUGUAUUUAUGUGCCUAGUGGGGAAUCCAAUAUUAUGAAUAUUAAAAAAGGGGGCAAUAAAAAGGGUAUGUAAAAUAUGUAUGAAGUAAAGGUGUAUAAAAAGUUUGCCCUUAUGCACGGAACUCUGUUUCUAAGUGCCAAGCACAGAAAGCCGCUAAAUAAAAUCUUUGCAAUUGUA
Messenger RNA from Nyctereutes procyonoides (raccoon dog), 4186 nucleotides. RefSeq names its product T-box transcription factor 15 (gene TBX15). Gene Ontology annotation, biological process: positive regulation of DNA-templated transcription; cell fate specification; regulation of transcription by RNA polymerase II. Bases 821 to 2509 code for a protein of 562 amino acids. Gene Ontology annotation, cellular component: nucleus. Gene Ontology annotation, molecular function: RNA polymerase II cis-regulatory region sequence-specific DNA binding; DNA-binding transcription factor activity, RNA polymerase II-specific. NCBI's taxonomy places the organism in Eukaryota, Metazoa, Chordata, Mammalia, Carnivora, Canidae. The record is from RefSeq and is a predicted model, not a curated record. The transcript is spliced from 8 exons.